AUGGAGUCCACUGCGCUCGCGCGCAUCGCCGCCGCAGAGGCCGCCGCCACCCAGGCCGACGCGCGCAGCGGCGAGCUCCAGCGCGCGCUCACCGCCGUGCGCGACGAGCACCGGCAGACCACCGCGCUCCUCGACACGCGCUCCGCGGAACUCCGCGCUGCGCAGGUCUUCCUCACGCGCGCGGACGACGUCGCGGACAGCGACGUCCUCCGGCUCAUCACCACCCUCAACUCGUGCGUCUUCCAGCUUGCGGCGGCGGUCACAGACGCGUUCCAGAGUCGCUGUGGGGUGGGGCAGGACGGGGUCGGAGACGCGUGCGCGGAGCUCGUGGAGGGGCAGAUGGUCGGGCAGAGCGUCGUCGACGUCUUGCGGCGGGUCGACCACCGCGACGACAACGCGCUCGUGCAGGUCGCGCUCCAGGGUGUCAUGACCACGUACGCGCGCUGGCUGUGCUCGCGGUGGGACCUCUCGGGCGACACGGACUUCGAGGGCGUGUACGGGAGCAUUAAGCUGCAUGAGCCCCAGGCGGUCGCGGGCCGCUGGCGGUCGCUCUGCCGCACGCACCUCCGCGGACUGCGCCUGCCGGACGACGUGCAGAGCGGCGAGGCAGAGCACGCGGUCGUCGGCGCGCUCGCGACCGUCCUCCGCGCGUGCGGGGUGGCGGACGACGCGGACGCGCUCCGCGAGGAGCUCCGCCGCGCGCACGCGGACGGGCUGCGCACCAUCGUCCGCAGCGCGUUCGAGUUCCGGCGCGCGGCGGGCGAGGCGGUCGUCUCGCGCGACUUCGCGGUCGUCGUCGUGCCCGCGGAGGAGCUCUUUGACGAGGCGGGGAUGGAGGACGAGUGGGAGGGGCCGAAGAAGAAGAGGCGCGGGCGCGGGGUCGAGACGGCGCACCCGGUGUUCUGCACGACGGGGCUUGGGCUUAUGCGGGAGGAGAGCAGGAGCGAAGGCGGUGCGCUGCUUCUAGUAAAACCGAAGGUCGUCUUGAAGUCCAUACUCGACAAGAUAUAG
Molecule: messenger RNA, 1011 nt
Organism: Epithele typhae
Lineage: Eukaryota; Fungi; Basidiomycota; Agaricomycetes; Polyporales; Epitheliaceae
Exons: 2
Coding region: 1-1011 (336 amino acids)
Source: RefSeq, a predicted model, not a curated record